Messenger RNA from Coregonus sp. 'balchen', 14378 nucleotides. Lineage: Eukaryota; Metazoa; Chordata; Actinopteri; Salmoniformes; Salmonidae. The record is from the annotation of a GenBank genome assembly.
AUGGGAGGAGGCCUUUACACCCAGGGGCUAUCGGAGGGGAUGAAGGACGAACUCUCCUUCAGGGAGCUGUCUCAGCGACUGGACAGCCUCGUCGACCUCGUAGACAAUCGGCAUUGUGAGAGGGCGCACGAGAGAGGCAUGAUGCAAGGUGUGCCUCUGCAUCCCCUUAUCAGCCCGGAGAAGACGGGAAAACGGGAGGGCUCGCUAGUAUCGGCGGGGUCAACUCCAGAGACUCCCAGACUUUUCUCCCCGUCCGUCAGGGUCGUGCCCGCCGCCACAUGCAUAUGCACGGGGAUUGUAGGGCCACGGGAAACCUGAUGGACGCGUGCCUGCCCAAGGUUUCCGGGUGGUGCGGGGUGCCAUAGUCGGAUCAUUUGCAUUGGGAGCUUCCGGAGGUCCCCUCAUCCUCGGCCACCCUGGCUGUCCACAACCCCAGAUAGACCGGUCCAUGGGGCGGCUCAUCCUGGAGGAGCUCGCCCGUACCGUUCCUUGGUCUCCCCGACACCAGCCCAACCACAGUCCCAGACCACUACCAGUCACCUCCCAGGUCCCCGUUGGCUGCCCGGUGCCAGGUUGCUUCCGGGGAAUGGGAUCUGGGGGAGGAGUUGUAGAUGAUGCCAGGGCCUCUACUCACAGGCCACGUUGAAACGUCGACGAUCCCUUCUUCAGUUUUCGAGGGACAGCGUUAACACCAAUGCACGUUCGUCAUGUCCUCAACCUUUCGUCCCAGUCUACGUCAAGACGGAAAGCGUUGUUCCACACUGAGACAGUGUCCUUCCUGGGGUUCAUCGUCACCCAGGGAGACCUACGGAUGGAGCCAGCCAAGGUCAGCGCGGUACUGGAUUGGCCCCAGCCCUCAUCCCUCAAGCAACUACAACAGUUUUUAGGGUUCGCUAAUUUUUAUAGGUGAUUUAUUGGCAAUUUUAGCUCCCUAGCUGCUCCCCUGACAGCCCUCACCCAGACGAGCGUACGCUCCUUCGCCUGGACACCGGAAGCGGGGAAAGCAUUUGAUGCGCUAAAGCAUCGCAUUACAUCGGCCCCGGUCCUCGGGCAUCCUGAUCCGUCCCUGACGUUCAUUGUGGAGGUGGAUGCUUCAGAUGUUGCAGUGGGAGCAAUCAUGUCCCAGCGGUUCCUCACGGACGGUUUUUCUCCCGUCGGCUGUCCCCGGCGGAGCGAAAUGACGACGUGGGGAACCGUGAGCUGCUAGCGGACAAGCUCGCCGUAUGAACUGACCACAAGAACCUAGCCUACAUUCAGGGGGCCAAGAGGCUCAGCGCCAGGCCAGGUGGGCAUUGUUCUUCACCAGGUUCUGGUUUACCAUCUCAUACCGUCGAAGAACACCAAGCCUGACGCGCUCUCCUGGCAGCUCAACCCCGUGGACCUGGUGGAGAGGGACGACUCCAUUGUCCCCAACGCCCUGAUUGCUGCCCCAGUUUCGUGGGGAAUUGAUAGGCUGGUCAGAGCAGCGCUACGGCGGGAGCCCGAUCCGGGCGAAGGUUUAUCGGGAGGAUGUACGUACCCAAGGCUGUGCGCUCGCGACUGCUUCAGUGGGCACACGCGUCCGACCUCACCAGCCAUCCGGGUGGCGCCAGGACAUUGUAGUUCCUGUGUAGGAAGUUCUGGUGGCCAUCUGCUGAGGGGGAUACGCACACCUUCGUGGCAGCUUGCCCGGUGUGAGCGCACACAAAGAGCUCAAGUCAGCCCGCGGAAGGGCUGCUCCGACCUGUGCCUAUCCCUAAGCGCCCCUGGUCCCACAUCUCGCUGGAUUUCAUUUCCGCCCUUCCCCCCUCUGAUGGAUACAGUCAUCCUGGUCAUGGUGGACCAGUUCUCGAAGGCUGCCCACUUCAUUCCCCUUCCCAAACUCCCUUCGGCCCGGGAGACGGCUAAGUUGGUGUUGCAGCACGUUUUACGGCUCCAUGGCCUUCCCCAAGUUGUGGUGUCGGAUCGGGGCCCUCAGUUCGCCUCCAGGUUCUGGAAGGCAUUCGCCACCUGCCUCGGCACCUCCGUCAGCUUGUCUUCCGGCUUCCAUCCCCAGUCAAACGGGCAGACGGAGGGCGUCAACCAGGAUCUGGAGGGGGUGCUGAGGUGCUACGCCUCCAGCAACCCAGCUACGUGGAGUCAGUGACUGCCGUGGGCGGAGUACGCCCACAACACCCUUCUCUGCUUGUCCACCGGCCUGUCCCCCUUCUAGUGCUAAUACGGAUACCAACCCCACCCCUGUUCGCUAAGCAAGAGGAGGAGGAGGCGGUCCCGUUGGUCCAGGCCCACAUCAGUCGCUGUCGCCGCACCUGGAGGCAGGUACGGACUGCACUUAAGCGGGCCUCGGUCAGGUUUCAACAUCAGGCCAACUGCAGGCAUCGCACGGCCCUGGUCUUUCGCCCGGGACAGAGGGUGUGGCUCUCCACGCGGGAUCUUCCCCUCCGCGUGGAGUCCAGGAAGCUGUCCCUCCAGUUCGUCGGGCCACUGUUACAGGAGGGACAGCUUCUGUCUGGACUAAUCAUGAUCCUAUUGGUGUCACCUGUGUCUACCUGUUCACCUGUGUAUUUAUGCCCUCAAUUCCCUGUGUUCCCUUGCUCUGUUUUUUCUGCUAGUUUCAUUAUGCCAAGCAGUACUAAUCAGUGUCUGAUCGCAGGACGUAUGGACAGGUACGUGAGAAGUGUUCUCCCUGUUCAUUUAUUAUUUCGGUCAUAGUUAGUAUUUCAUAUUUUUGGCUGUCUGCCUGUCUUUUGGAGUCUUAUUUGCUCCACCUUUCUUUUUCGUGUAAAGUCCAUUAUUUUGUAUCCUGGCUUCGGGACAAUCAGUAAAGUUUCUUGUUUCACCAUCUCUGCCUACUGUCUAACCUGCACUGCACUUGUGUCACACCUCACACCAACCCUUACAGUAUUUGGUUUUAAAUAUACUCAAGUAUCAAAAGUAAAUGUAAUUGCUAAAAUAUACUCUAUGUGAAGGCGAUGUGUCGCGCUGCAUUAAGCAGAUGGUGGUCACACCAGAUACUGACUGGUUUCCUGAUCCACGGCCCUACUUUUUUUAAGGUAUCUGUGACCAACAGAUGCAUAUUUGUAUUCCCAGUCAUGUGAAAUCCAUAGAUUAGAGCCUAAUGAAUUUAUCUCAAUUGACUGAUUUCCUUAUAUGAACUGUAACUCAGUAAAAUCUUUAAAAUUGUUGCAUGUAGCAUUUAUAUUUUGUUCAGUGUAUUUUCAUCCGACUCAUGAUGUGAAAGGAUUUGAACAGAUGGCAGAUGAUGGAAUAAGGACUAUUCUACUCGGCAUAAAUAUUAUAUAUUAAGGGAGCUAUGAAUUUCACAGAAACACCUCUGUCUCGCACCACCUCAACUUUCAUUCCAACAAGUCCCACACCUAUCAGUUGACAAUACUGUAAUCAUAGAACAUAUAUAACCUCAAUCUCAAACCCAACCUCAGCUAGAGAAUAAACUAAAUCCGCCAUAUAUCCACUGUAUGAUUGUCUAACUGAGAAAAUGAAUAUAAAACAUGAGAAGAGACAAGGAAAGACAGAAAGGCAGUAGAGUGAGGGAUGUGGUGUGCCCAUUUGCUGGCAGCUGCUUCGAGGCACAGUUCUCUCCGCUGACAAAGCAGCUCAUAUCACUGUGGCUGAGAACAGCAGCUCAUAUCACAGUGGCUGAGAACAGCAGCUCAUAUCACAGUGGCUGAGACUGAACCCAGAUACCGACAGAGACAAACAGACAGACAGAGAUGGAGAAGUAGGAAACAAAGAGAAAGAUAACCCUGUGGUCCUUUGUAGCUCAAUUGUUAGAGCAUGGCGCUUGUAACGCCAGGGUAGUGGGUUCGAUCCCCAGGACCACCCAUACGUAGAAAUGUAUGCACACAUGACUGUAAGUCGCUUUGGAUAAAAGCGUCUGCUAAAUGGCAUAUUAUAUUAUUAUAAAGAUAGAGUAGAGAGACAGAAAAUGAGAAGAGUUAGAAUCUGAGAGAGAAAGGGAAAGAGAUAGAGAGAGGAGUCAGAUAAACUGGCAAAAAUGAGGGUCAGAUGCGAGGAUUUAGACAGAGUCAGAUGAGAGAGAAAGUCAGAGAAAGAACUGAAUCAGACAUGGCUGAGUGUAUGUUGCAUGCUGUCCCCUGGUCAUUGUCCUGGCCUUCCCCACGUGAACCUCUGUCAGCUGCCUAUCAGUCCCCAUUCCUCGUGUAGGCCUAAUGGUCUCCCCUACGGUGUCUCAACCUGUCAGGCCUCACAUAACACUGGCUGACUCACACAGACACUUCAGCCCUCCACAGCACAGAUAUAUCAUCAGAGGACCAAGGAAAACAGGCAAGCCACAAAUACAACUUUACUAUAGUGUGGCAAAUCUACAACCACAUGUGCAGCUGAACUGUAUGUAGCUAAGCCUACAUGUACAGCAUUGUUAUGAUGAGUUUCUCUGGUGUCAAGUAAUUCGUGAUGCAAGAAGUAAUUUAACACUUAGAUGGAGAGUUGAUGCAAAGUAUUUAAUUGAUUACGGUACCGGGUUCGUAUAACUAACGGCAUGUGCUUUGCCUCUUGUCAUCCGAACACUGGACAAAGGAAAUAUCUAUUUAUAUACUUCAUGUUAAACGUUUCUUCAACAACAUCUGGUAACCAUCAGUGGGCACCCCUCACUCUGAUGGUAUCACCCUGUACCCAAGUCAGUAUAUUCUAUCAAUCAUUCUAAGAUAAACCCAAGUAAGCUCCCUUGACAUACUGAAAUCCUUAGCAUUCAGACUCUGUGGCCCCAAGAGUUACCUAUCUAACAAAUUUAACUUUGUUAUAUCAACCCUCCAUUUAUUUUUAUUUUGUUGUAUGUAAAAUUCCCCUUGUCUAACCUUACCUAAACCCAACAAGUCACAUACAACUUCAGAUCAACUAAAAUGUUCCCCAAUCAGUAGUAUAGAUAAACUAUGCUAGAUACCUGAGAAUUCAUCCCCCUCUACUUUCUAUCCCUGAAUCCAACCAGAUUCUCAAUAUAUUUAAUCAACAAAGGUAUACAUUCUCAGUAGCUCAUGCACAAUCAAACCUCUCAAACCUCUAUGGACUCAGUUUGAGUAAAAUAUCGAUACAUGAUUAACUACUAUAUUCACGCUUACUACAGUUGAAGUCCCAAGUUUAUACACACUUAGGUUGGAGUCAUUAAAACUCGUUUUCCAACCACUCCACAAAUGUCUUGUUAACAAACUAUAGUUUUGGCAAGUCGGUUAGGACAUCUAUUUUGUGCAUGACACAAGUAAUUUUUCCAACAAUUGUUUACAGACAGAUUAUUUCACUUAUAAUUCACUGUUUACAUACACUAAGUUGACUGUGCCUUUAAACAGCUUGGAAAAUUACAAAAAUUAUGUCAUGGCUUUAGAAGCUUCUGAUAGGCUAAUUGACAUCAUUUGAGUCAAUUGGAGGUGUACCUGUGGAUGUAUUUCAAGGCCUACCUUCACACUCAGUGCCUCUUUGCUUGACAUCAUGGGAAAAUCAAAAGCAAUCGUAGACCUCCACAAGUCUGGUUCAUCCUUGGGAGCAAUUUUCAAAUGCCUGAAGGUACCACGUUCAUCUGUACAAACAAUAGUACGCAAGUAUAAACACCAUGGGACCACGCAGCCAUCAUAACGCUCAGAAAGGAGACGCAUUUUGUCUCCUUGAGAUGAACGUACUUUGGUGCGAAAAGUGCAAAUCAAUCCCAGAACAACAGCAAAGGACCUUGGGAAUAUGCUGGAGGAAACAGGUACAAAAGUAUCUAUAUCCACAGUAAAAUGAGUCCUAUAUCGACAUAACCUGAAAGGCCGCUCAGCAAGGAAGAAUCCACUGCUCCAAAACCACCAUAAAAAAGCCAGAAUACGGUUUGCAACUGCACAUGGGGACAAAGAUCGUACUUUUUGGAGAAAUGUCCUCUGGUCUGAUGAAACAAAAAUAGAACUGUUUGGCCAUAAUGACCACCGUUAUGUUUGGAGGAAAAAGGGGGCAAUUGCAAGCCGAAGAACACCAUCCCAGCCGUCAAGCACGGGGGUGGCAGCAUCAUGCUGUGGGGGUGCUUUGCUGCAGGAGGGACUGGUGCACUUCACAAAAUAGAUGGCAUCAUGAGGAAGGACAAUUAUGUGGAUAUAUUAAAGCAACAUCUCAAGACAUCAGUCAGGAAGUUAAAGCUUGGUCGCAAAUGGGUCUUUCAAAUGGACAAUGACCCCAAGCAUACUUCCAAAGUUGUGCCAAGAUGGCUUAAGAUAUUGGUGUGGCCAUCACAAAGCCCUGACCUCAAUCCUAUAGAAAAUGUGUGGGCAGAACCAAAAAAGCGUGUGUGAGCAAGGAGGCCUACAAACCUGAUUCAGUUACAGAAGCUCUGUCAGGAGGAAUAGGCCAAAAUUCAUGCAACUUAUUUUGGGAAGCUUGUGGAAGGCUACCCGAAACGUUUGACCCAAGUUAAACAAUUUAAAGGCAAUGCUACCCAAUACUAAUUGAGUGUAUGUAAACUUCUGACCCACUGGGAAUGUGAUGAAAUAAAUAAAAGCUGAAAUAAAGUGGUUAUCCUAAAUGACCUAAAACAGGGAAUUUUACUAGGAUUAAAUGUCAGGAAUUGAGUUUAAAUGUAUUUGGCUAAGGUUUAUGUAAACUUCCAACUUCAACUGUAUCUAUGUAGGCAAAACCUCAAUUAUACAUAAGGACAAAUCCCACAUAGACCAUACAAGAAUAACAUACAUAAAAUGAAUGUUGAACAUCAUGCCAUCCAAGAAAAUACAUUGCCUCCUAACAAUUUCUAAGUUACAUGUAAACUACAAUAUACAGUGAGGGAAAAAAGUAUUUGAUCCCCUGCUGAUUUUGUAUGUUUGUCCACUGACAAAGACAUGAUCAGUCUAUAAUUUUAAUGGUAGGUUUAUUUGAACAGUGAGAGACAGAAUGACAACAAAAAAAUUCAGAAUAACGCAUGUCAAAAAUGUUAUAAAUUGAUUUGCAUUUUAAUGAGGGAAAUAAGUAUUUGACCCCCUCUCAAUCAGAAAGAUUUAUGGCUCCCAGGUGUCUUUUAUACAGGUAACGAGCUGAGAUUAGGAGCACACACUUAAAGGGAGUGCUCCUAAUCUCAGCUUGAUACCUGUAUAAAAGACAUCUGUCCACAGAAGCAAUCAAUCAAUCAGAUUCCAAACUCUCCACCAUGGCCAAGACCAAAGAGCUCUCCAAGGAUGUCAGGGACAAGAUUGUAGACCUACACAAGGCUGGAAUGGGCUACAAGACCAUCGCCAAGCAGCUUGGUGAGAAGGUGACAACAGUUGGUGUGAUUAUUCGCAAAUGGAAGAAACACAAAAGAACUGUCAAUCUCCCUCGGCCUGGGGCUCCAUGCAAGAUCUCACCUCGUGGAGUUGCAAUGAUCAUGAGAACGGUGAGGAAUCAGCCCAGAACUACACGGGAGGAUCUUGUCAAUGAUCUCAAGGCAGAUGGGACCAUAGUCACCAAGAAAACAAUUGGUAAUACAAUACGCCGUGAAGGACUGAAAUCCUGCAGCGCCCGCAAGGUCCCCCUGCUCAAGAAAGCACAUAUACAGGGCCAUCUAAAGUUUUCCAGUGAACAUCUGAAUGAUUCAGAGGAGAACUGGGUGAAAGUGUUGUGGUCAGAUGAGACCAAAAUCGAGCUCUUUGGCAUCAACUCAACUCGCCGUGUUUGGAGGAAGAGGAAUGCUGCCUUUGAUCCCAAGAACACCAUACCCACCGUCAAACAUGGAGGUUGAAACAUUAUACUUUGGGGGUGUUUUUCUGCUAAGGGGACAGGACAACUUCACCGCAUCAAAGGGACGAUGGACAGGGCCAUUUACCAUCAAAUCAUGGGUGAGAACCUCCUUCCCUCAGCCAGGGCAUUGAAAAUGGGUCGUGGAUGGGUAUUCCAGCAUGACAAUGACCCAAAACACUCGGCCAAGGCAACAAAGGAGUGGCUCAAGAAGAAGCACAUUAAGGUCCUGGAGUGGCCUAGCCAGUCUCCAGACCUUAAUCCCAUAGAAAAUCUGUGGAGAGAGCUGAAGGUUCGAGUUGCCAAACGUCAGCCAACCUGGUGGCCAACUACAAGAAACGUCUGACCGCUGUGAUUGCCAACAAGGGUAAUCAAGGGUAAACAAGGGUAAGUAAUGUUUUGCAGAGGGGUCAAAUACUUAUUUCCCUCAUUAAAUUGCUAAUCAACUGAUAACAUUUUUGACAUUUAUUAUUCUGAUUUUUUUGUUGUUAUUCUGUCUCUCACUGUUUAAAUAAACCUAACAUUAAAAUUAUAGACUGAUCAUGUCUUUGUCAGUGGGCAAACGUACAAAAUCAGCAGGGGAUCAAAUACUUUUUUCCCUCCCUGUAGGUAGAUUAAUAUAUCCCAAUAAAAAUAAGUCUUCAUUUUCUUGAUUCAUUUUGAGGAACCCCAAGAUUUUCUCUGGUCACUUGGGAUGCUAUCUGAUCAACUGAAGUAGUCCCGUUUCCACAUUUUCAAUCCUGUAAACCUUAUAUUCAACGUUAUACAAUUCCCACAUCACAUUCCCAAAUCCUCAAUCAACAAUAUCAAUGGUCUCUACACUUGAAUAAGAUGAUAUAGAUAUAGAAUUUGUACUUUCCCUCCUUGCAUUAAUAUUGACUGAUACAUUGUCUAGCUGUAAUCACUGGCAUGUUAGUAAUCAUUUGUACAGAUCUCAAAAUCAAUCCCCCAAAUAUGCCACUAAAGGACAUAGAAUGCUUGCCAUCCAUGUUCAUAUUGGCUUAUCACUAAGAAACCUUGAAAAUACUUAAACAGCGUUGAAAUUGCUAUAUCCCCCUAAUAUUUUUGCAUCCCUAUUCGUAUUCCUUAUUUCAUCCUGUAUUUCUCUAAUAUUUCCCAUAGUUUUUGUUAAAUUCCCCAGAUCUUCCUGUUCUGAUGGCAAGUAUGCCCAACAUGUUUCUCCUCCUACAAUUGCACACACGCCCCUUUAGCUUCUGUAAUACCGUCCAAUGCUAUGCGAGUAUCAAUUCCAUAUUGUCUGAUGAGUGCCCUUUCAGACCCAAUUGCUUGAAAACCCAAUACUGUUACUAAGUACCAUGUUUAGUCUGAACUCUGUUCAACAUGUUCCUGAUAUAAGGCACACUUGCAUCAACCUUAUCUUCCAAACAGUAAUAUUCAAAAUUGUCUACUCGAAAUAAAUAAUAUAAGUGUAUCCUAACACCUUAAAACUAAUGUAGCAUUGUUUUAACCAUAAUAUAUAUUUAAGACAUUUAUCUUGCGAUUGUACCAGCACUACCAGGGCAUGCUGAGAAUAGUUUCAACAUCUUUAGCUCACAUAACUUCUUUACCCAUAUCACAAUUAGUAUAACAAUCAAAAGAAUCAAUACCAAUAACUAAUAUAUUAAUUGCAGUGUCAACUUACUUAAAUCACUCAGUCAUCUUAUAAAUCAUAACCAAAAUCAAAUUAAUUAUCCAACACAAAUUUAGGAUGACAAUUCUUAGUGAUUCACAUUGGUCCUAUCACUCAAAGUUAAAACCCUCAACUUAGCACCCAUGAGACUGGCAGAAUGUACAUUUAUAUUAUCAUACCGUAUAACUAUCCAUAAUUCUAGUAUUACCUUCCUCAUCAUGAGAAUAACUACAGAUCAUUAUCACAAUGCAUUCUUAGUCCAAAUUACUAUACAUUUAAUAGUGUAUAUACCUUCUACAUCAACCUCAUACCCAAAUUAUCAAAUUUAGAGAAGUCCAAAUUAAUUAUGGAUACAGCUGACCAACCCCGUCCUUCCCCAGCACUUAAUCUUCUGGCAUCCCUUCAUUAUGUUCUUCAGACAGCUUCAUAUUUCAACUUGAAUUGCCCAUAACAAUUUCCCAAUUUCAAUGUCUCAUCCGAGCAGCUACCAUCUCUACCCCCCAUUUUGUCUCGUCCAUUUUCCAACCAGUAUACCAACAACAUGAGAAAUGUUGUAUUUAAUGGAUCUCUCUCCAUUCCCACUCCACAUGGACUCCUGUCACACUCCCGUGAGAAAAGCAUGAGAUAAAAGACUGUUGAUAGCUUCGAUUGGAUGCUGUACAUCGGUUGCUGGUAGAAGUGUUGCUGUAAAGGAACGUCUUCAAUGCCUCUGAUGCUCAUCUUCAGCCGGUUUAGAGGGGUUUUGAGGUUCAUACCGUUCUUCAGAGUCCCUGUCAAUCCAUCAACAUCGAUCUGUGGAGUGUAUCCUUCUUGCAGCAUAGCAGUAGGGAAGCUGAGAGUCACUGCUGCAAAGACACACAGACACAGACAGACACAAAAUAAAACAAUGCUCCGUAGUGGCGAUGCCAUCUUCCUCUUCUGGAGUUGGAACACUCCUACAGUGAGACACCUGGAUCUAGGCAUCUGUCUCUGCUACUUCCCCCUCCAUCGAGGUAGCCAGCAACACCUAUUACUGACCUCCCCACCUAGAGUCUGUCCAGCUUUUACUUAUGUAAUCCUUUCCUGCCACAAAGGCUCCAGGGUGCAGAAAAUGCCCAGAUUCUUCUGUUAGGUUGGGCAGAGUUGCCUUCACCCAUGGGAAGAAAGUAAAAACAUUGUUAGGUGAUACACAGUAUGCUACUGUACCAUGUAUUCUCAUCAGUCAGGAGAAGCCUUGAGAUUAGGAAGUGCACAUUCUUACAGCUCGUUGUAGUCCACUAGUUUCAGACACAGGCCUCCUCUACACCCUGCCUCCUACCACAAAUACACAUUUUUCUAACUCAUAACACAUUAAUUACUACUGCUCAUAUUCUUAAUACAAUUUGCAUAUUUACCAAAAUAAUAAAUGGAAUUAAAAUGACAACCUUUGAUAAUACCUUAACUUCAAUGUAUCCCAUAAGGUAAUUCAAGAAUAGUCAAAUCGACUAGCAACAGGUAUCCCUCAUUCAGGGCUAGCACUCUCUCUCUGUCUUUGUCAUGGUCCAAAUCAUAUAUACGAUUAUUGCUAAAAUAUAAACUUCUUCCUAAUUAUCAGUAUAAUAAAUCACCUUCAAUUCCUCAUCCUAUGUCUCUCGGUUUUCCAGUGUGGGUGAUCAAAUCACACUAGAAAGUCAGGACAGAGGUCAGAGGUCAUUCAAACCCUUCAAAUAAGUGUUUCACCCUAUAGUAGACUAAUUAUUAACAACAGUCAAAACAUUUCAUAAAUUGUGUAUCCCAAGUGUACAGUAAGUCCUCAUUACAUUUCUUCUCAAAAUAAAUCAUGUGUUUACCCAAAACUUACUCAGAAAACAAAAACGUCUGAAAAUGCUGUGUGCCCCUUUAAGACUUAUCAUCUCCAACCCAUGAACCCCCCCUAAAUAAAACAUAUAGUAAAACAACAAACAAAAAUGUCCAGGCCUUAUUUAAUUUGGUAGCUCCCUUUUACAGCCUAAUUAUAAGACUGCCAAAUUUUACUAACUGCUCCCCCCAGCCCACGGACUUGGGAAACAUUCCAAUGAGAGAUGAGGAAAUCCCCAUUCUCCUGGAAGAGAAAGUAUACAUUUUGUUAACAUUCAGUUAUAAUCAGCAAUCCAAAAAUAGUAAUUACACACAAAACAUGAUGCAGAUAUACACUGUCCUACCUCACAUCAAUAAUUGAAACUAUCUAAUUCCUCAUAACUACUCCAGAAGAAGAUUACAUAAAAUAUCUCAAAAGAUGAAAACCACUCAAGUGUCUCUGAGUUUACAAUGAGUAUUUUUAAUUGAUUACCCUUUAGACUUCAUCCUCUGUAAUUUUCACAAUGAUUAUUCAACCCCAAAAUCGGCUCCAUUUGAUCCCAUAUCAAAUUAUCCUAGUAUCGUUACUUGAUCAACAACAUAGGAAAUAUCUGUUUCCCCUUAUAUUGUUCCUGUCACCCCUCUAAAUGUCAUAUUUUAUUCAUUCGCCAAUAUAAUAAAUUACUCUGCGUAAGGAAGCCGUGAUAUUUUAUCCCAGGCAUCUAUUAAAAAAGUUCUUUGAGACGUUGUCUCCUACUUUUUCCCUUAACAUAUACUGUAUGGGCCUUCCAUCAAUCCUGGAAAAAAAACUCAAAACACAUUAGAUAAUACCACGUUUCAUUAAGUUGACUACACCUUCUAAUAUAAACCUAUAACCCCUUUCCGGUAAUGUAAUUAUUGCAACCUGUUGCAUUGAUGUAUUGAAAUAUAAACCUAUUGUUUAAUAAAUCCAGAACCUACAUAAAUUGGUAAUUCCCCAUCAGAUUAUCGUUUUUAGAAUUAAUUAACUGUCUACAUAACUCACUGGUGUACAGAGCAAGGCAAACAACUACUUCAAGGUCUCAGAGCGAGUUACGUCACCAAUCGAAACGCUACUAGUUCGCACCGCUACUAGUUAACACCGGUUACACUCACCCCCCUUUGACUUCCUCCUUUUCCGCAGCAACCACUGAUCCCACUACACCAAACUUAACCCAUUAUGUCCCUUACAGCCCGCUCGAGUUCAGGGAGCCCCAGUCGCUAACACCCGCAGACAAAACAUGGAACUCUUCCAUUCUUACUAGUAGACAAAAAUAAAACCCAUUCUCAAACAGCGUUCUGCAUUUACCUCUAUCGUAGGGUUAAAAAACUAAGUGGACAACUUUCACAAUCCUAGAUUGCUGUUGUAGCUUCAUGUUUUGGUUCAGUGUCUCUGUUAGGAUAUUGGGUCAGUAAUAUUUCUGUAGUGAUCUCAGCUAAAAGUUUCUAAAUUCCUCAGUUAAUAGUAUAUUUCAUACUCUGCUUCUUCCAACACUGCUUUUUUAUCCCUGGAGUUUUUUUUAUACUGUUUUUAUUCUCUUUGUCCCCUUGCUUCACUUCAUAUUAAGAAAACACACUCGCUUCCUGUGCUCCGGCACUAUACCCUUAUUUCCCCCUGUUAUCAACUAAGAUCAUAGCCACAGCUCUAAUGAAACCACCAAUCCACCAUUAUUAGAAGUAAGCAGGUCUAGGUAACUGUCCUUUAUGAUUAGGCUACAGGUAACAAACCAAACACUUGCUGUAGUUGACAAGCAUACAUUCAAUUUGUAUCCAUAAUAUUCAUAUUCAAUUUAGUUAGUUAAAUUACGACUCCAUUCACAGUAGUUUAAGCUAGCAAACCAUUUAGGCAACUCAAAAAAUGACUACCUCGACAUUGUCUCGCUAUUCCGAUGGCAUAAAUGAUUCUUUCAAUUUGAAACAAGCACGCUGCUAUAUCGUCCAUUCUACAUCACCAAACCAAACACUGGCUGCAGUAUCUGUCUCAGAAAAACAUACCAACAGUUGACUUACACUCAGAAACCCAGAUUUUACUCUAUACCAGCCAACCCCAAUAAGCGGCCCGCGGGCCAGAUCCGCCCCGCAAGAGCAAAAUGUCUGGCCCACACUGACAGCAUUGGCAUUCACUUGUUCUAAUAAACAUGAAUUUAAUAUCCGCGGCUCUGGUUUAUUUUGAAAUUAUCCCACACCUUGACCUGUGGCUUUUACCGCGUGCAUACGUAAGACGUGCUUCGCGCGCUUUGCGUACUCGUCUCCACUCGACUAGCUGUGUGGAAAAAUGAAAGAGACCAUGGAUACUGUGACUUGACUAGUUAACAUUGUCCGUGAGAGCUCUAGUCUGCAGCAUCGCCUUUUUAGAGCCUUACUCGAGGAAAUGUCAGCUGAACAAAAGGAUAUUUUGCUCCACAAUGACGUUCGCUGGCUGAGCAAAGGCCGUGUGUUGGAGAGGGUGUGUGACCUGCGUGAUGAACUUGUGUCAUUUUUAUCCAGCCUGCAGAGCCAAAAAGCCAGCAACUUUUUGAGCUUUUUAACUGACAACAAGGUGAUAUCAGAUGUUACUAUUUUGUGUGAAAUCAUGUCUCAUCUAAAUCACCUUAACCUGCGACUACAAGGCAAGAACCACACUGUUGCUGACAUGUAUGAGACGAUUGAAGCUUUCCGGUCAAAGCUGCACCUCCUGGAGAGAGACAUUCAUGGGAGAAAGUUGCACUUUCCACGUCUGCGUGAGCAUUGUGAGAAGAAUAAAAUGCAGGAAGAUCCAGCAAUGAAGGAUUUUGUGUCCAGGCUGGCAGAAAACUUCAAGGAAAGAUUUGAAAGCUCCCUUAAACUCUCAGCUGACAUCCUUCUCUUCGUAAGACAGCCGUUUUCUGUGUCAGCUGACGGCCAGUGGACUGCAGAGGCCAAAAAGCUGGUGCCUUCCAUAGAUGAGGCUGCUCUUCAGAUGGAAAUCUUGGAGAUGGGAACAUCUGAUUUGCUCAAAGCUCAACACAAGGAUGCACUGGUGAGUGACUUUUGGAUCAACGUGGUUCCCCAAGCUCGUUUUAAAAACACCAGAGAUAUUGCAAUGCUCCUACUCACGAUGUUUCCCUCAACGUACAUCUGUGAAUCAGCAUUUCCUUCAAUGAAUGCUAUCAAGAGCCAGGACAGAAACAGACUCUCAGAUUCACAUCUUGGACAGUGCCUCAGGAUUGCCACAACAGAAUACAAGCCUGACAUCAGAAAGGUUGCCUCAUCCCGUCGCUCUCACUUCUCUCACUGA